UCUCCUGUCCUCCGCCGAUAUAUGUAUUUUUCUGGCUCUCUGCGAGUCUUCACCAAAGAGUGCGGCUGUGGUUUGACAUUUCUGACGAUGCUGACCGCCUAAUCAGGCGUAGGUUAGCACCGGCGUACGGCGUUUGUUUAAGCCAAAAAUCUAGCUCGUCCAAACUGGAGAGGGAAGACAGAGAGAAGGUCCAGGCCAUGGUCUAGCUUAGUAGCCUCUCUCUAUAUAUAAAGGCCAUGGCAAAGCUGGUGCAGGGCUAGAGAAGAAAGGGUUGGAAGCCUAGAGAAGCUAGAGAGAGGAGAAGGACGUUUGUCUUGGACCAAGGAGAGAUAAGCUUGUCUUCUGUGAAAGGAGAUCGAGAUGAUCAAGGGAGACCAGAGGCAGCUUGGCAGCCAUGAAGAUCGGCUGAAAGAUCAGGCUCAAGAAGACAAGAUUGCGUCCACGAGGGCAGAGAUGGGCGAAGUGAGAAAAGAGAACGAGAGGCUGAAGACGAUGUUGUCAUGGAUGGUGGAGGACCAUCGAUCCCUUCAGAAGCAGUUCGAUGUUUUCCACCAGCAAGGACGAGGCAAAAACCUCGCCGUGGGCUCACCGGAGCACACAUCGCCCACCGACGGCGUCAAGGACCCCAGAUUCUUCGCAUUAGGCCUCGGAACGAGUGCGAGCGCGAGCACGAGCAGGCAGAACUUGGGAGAAGAGAUCAGGACCGGCACUAAUAAUCCAGAUGGCAAGGGCGUCUCUCUUGGACUUUCAUCAGGCUGCAAAGCUGUUGGUGCAGCUGGUCAAAGUGAGAUGAAGGUGCAGCCGGAUGUGCUGACGUUGAGCCCUGGAGGCAGCUCCGAGGAGGACGCCGCCACAGAGACGACAACAACAUCGAGCAAAGCAGCAAAGAACCCGAGGAGCACCGGUGGUGGCGCAGAGGCCGAGGAGGAGGUGGCCCAGCAGCCACUGGCCAAGAAGGCAAGGGUGUCGGUGAGGGCACGGUGUGACACACCAACGAUGAACGAUGGGUGCCAGUGGAGGAAGUAUGGGCAGAAGAUAUCGAAGGGGAACCCAUGUCCACGCGCCUACUACCGCUGCACCGUCGCAACAGGGUGCCCCGUCAGGAAACAGGUGCAGAGAUGUGCGGAAGACAUGUCGAUCCUGAUCACCACCUACGAGGGCGCGCACAACCACCCGCUCUCCGCCUCCGCAGCCGCCAUGGCCUCCACCACCUCCGCCGCCGCGUCCAUGCUCAUGUCAGGCUCCUCCACCUCGCUCGGCUUCCCCUCCGCCGCCUCCAGCCUCCACGGCCACAGGUUCGGCCUCCCGGCGGCCAGCGACGCCUCCUCCAGCCAGAUGGGUGGCCGGCCGUUCUUCCUCCCGACCGCCACCGGCGCGUCCAUCAGCGCCACGCCGUCGUACCCCACCAUCACCCUCGACCUCACCUCGCAGGCCGCCUCGCAGCAGGCCUUCUCCCUCAGCAACAGCAACAGGUUCUCCUCCAGCUUCAGUGGCGCCCACGGCCACAGCAGCAGCGCUGGUAGGUACCCUUCCACGAGCUUCUCCUUCUCCGGCUCCGGCGCAAGCAACCUGCCCGGCUUCACCGCGUGGCCGGCCGGCGUUGGAUCAUACAUGAGCUACGGAUCGUCGUCCGCCGCGCUCUACAACGGCGCCGGCAAGAGCUCGUUCGAGGACGCGCUGAGCGGCAUCAACGGAAGGCAGCAAGCCUCGGUGGCGUCCCUCUACCAGCCGGCGCAGGUGCAGCAGAGAGCGGCUCAGUUGAGCGGCGGCGGCACGGGCACGGCGGCGCCGAUCGUGCCCACCGACACGAUCGCCAAGGCGAUCACGUCGGACCCGGGCUUCCACACGGCGCUCGCGGCCGCCAUCACGUCGUACGUCGGCAAACCGGCUGCCGGAGGCGGCAAGGGGCUCGAGUGGGGGGAGCACCUCGGGCUGGGCCCGUCGAGUGCGGCGUGCUCGUCGGCGCUGCUGGCACGGUCGACGGGGGCGGCACCGAGCGGUUCUCCGCACGGCAAGAAGAUGCCGUUCUUGCAGCCGUCGCUGGCACUCUCGGGCUCCACCACCAGUGCUACUGCUUCCACCCCACCUGUGAAAAGCAGGGAGCACACUAAUUAGUUAGCUGAAGAUUGUGAGUUGUGUUUAUGGAUUAAUUUGAUCAUAUGGUGUAGAUAUCUACUGACUGUAGCAUAUUGCUGACAAUGUGUCGAUUGAUUCAUCAUUCACACCCUAAAUACGCCCAUUUUUGUGUUUGGGACAAGCUAAUAGCAAACGUGGUUGUAUUUUAUAUAUGGGUCAGCAGAAGAAGUGUUGUGAACUGAAAAUGAUACAUGAUAGCGCAAUAAUUAGUCCGUUUCCCAAAGAAAUAACAGGCAAAAA
Messenger RNA from Triticum aestivum (bread wheat), 2376 nucleotides. RefSeq names its product probable WRKY transcription factor 61. Gene Ontology annotation, biological process: regulation of DNA-templated transcription. NCBI's taxonomy places the organism in Eukaryota, Viridiplantae, Streptophyta, Magnoliopsida, Poales, Poaceae. The coding region runs from base 361 to 2115 and encodes 584 amino acids. The record is from RefSeq and is a predicted model, not a curated record. The transcript is spliced from 4 exons. Gene Ontology annotation, molecular function: sequence-specific DNA binding; DNA-binding transcription factor activity.